AUGUCGACGUCCCCUUUCGGCUUUCAGUUCAAUCCACCAAGUGGCCCGGGUUGCUCCGGUCAAGGUGGACAGGGAGGGCGUGGUGGUCGCGGCGGUAUUGCCAAACCCAAUGCCAGAUUGCAUCAGUGCUCCAAGUGCGGAGGUCGAGACCAUCUCUUCCAGCAUUGUCCUCGGCGUGGGGUCACUCCUGGCUACACUCAGGGGAAGAUCCACGACCUCGUAGGUCAAGGCCUCUUCCCAACCGGCCAGACCACCAAUGCGCCUUCGGUUGUCCAACAGCCGCCUCAACCCGCGGCCGGGAUCAAUGCUCCCCACGACGGGAAGACAGUUGCAGAAGCUGUGGCAGUGGUCAAGCAGGAGAUGGGGGCCAAGAUGGAGGCCAGCGAGGCCAGGAUGGAGCCCAAGAUGACUGCACUGCAGGCUGAAUUGACUGCCGCAACGCAGGAGUCUCGACGGGUGGCGCAGGCGCAGGCGCAGGCGCAGGCGGAGGCGGAGAACGCGAGACAACACGAAAGGUUGCUCGCUUUAGAAUGGGACGUGAUGCGGCUGAUGGGACUGGUCUACUAUGAUAGGAAUCGGCUGGAAGAGAGUGGCGCUUUCACGGCGAGAGCGGACAUCCAGACGAUCCGGGACGACGCCACGAACACCGUCCGUGAGAUGUCAGACUGGAUAGCGAAGACUCAAAGAGAGUUUGAGGAUGUUUGCCGACAGUUCAAGGCCCUUGAACGAAGGAUGGAGGCACUCGAGGCUCGGUUGCGCGCUCCGGAGCCGGAAUUGGGUUUCUCGAUGUUCGACUUUUCUUGA
Messenger RNA from Emericellopsis atlantica, 804 nucleotides. RefSeq lists its product as uncharacterized. Bases 1 to 804 code for a protein of 267 amino acids. The record is from RefSeq and is a predicted model, not a curated record. The transcript has 3 exons. Lineage: Eukaryota; Fungi; Ascomycota; Sordariomycetes; Hypocreales; Bionectriaceae.